AAAAAUAUUUUUUUGAAUACAUACUAUUUGGCGCUAAAUAUCAAAAAUUCAAAAUUUACAGUCUCACAAAUAAAUUAUAUAGUAAUGGACAUUUAUUUUGUCGAUAAAGGAAGGCAAGAUGAAAUUGAAACAUUUUAUGAAGCUUGUCAACGGCACAGGGACUAUUAUAGGGGCUACCCGAAAGCAUACCACCCUCUGCUUUACUUCAAAGAUCCAGAGUACGCGUACCAAUGCCCUCCUGAAAUGACUACGACGUAUCUAUCGUUCCCGAGUUAUCACGUGAAGUAUAAGCAGCCAGUGGUUUUGCCUGUUGCCGGUCACCGUACAAGCGGUAUUCCUCCCUUGCCAGACCGCACUCUCGCUGGGCGCUUUAAUAAAGCAGCUUGUAAAGCUUUCAUCAGAUAAAUUUCGAAAGUUGUAACACAUUACUGUUGUCGAGUGUCGUGACGCGAAAUCAGGCGACCGAUAAAGACGAUGUAACUAUGUAAGUAUAUACAUCAGUCCGUCGUGGUGAUGGCGCGAUGACUUCUAGAUGCUCCGAUUGGUCGAUCCCAUCGUGACUCCAAAUUACUUUACAACACCUCACAACAGUAAUGUACCUGUCGUCGAAGAAAUCCGAGAUUUUGGCAAAAUAUAUCUAAAUUCUGCACAAAGCACCAAGUCGACCAGAUGUUGAAAAUAAAGAUAACGAAUAAUU
Molecule: messenger RNA, 697 nt
Organism: Maniola jurtina (meadow brown)
Lineage: Eukaryota; Metazoa; Arthropoda; Insecta; Lepidoptera; Nymphalidae
Exons: 3
Coding region: 85-405 (106 amino acids)
Source: RefSeq, a predicted model, not a curated record